Molecule: messenger RNA, 2502 nt
Organism: Maudiozyma saulgeensis
Lineage: Eukaryota; Fungi; Ascomycota; Saccharomycetes; Saccharomycetales; Saccharomycetaceae
Source: the annotation of a GenBank genome assembly
AUGGUGGAAAUUUCAUUGAGAAAAGCCAGAAACAAUUGGAAAAAUGUGACAGGUGGGUCACCUACGAAGAAUAAAAGCAAAACCACUGAAUCUCAGGAAUUGACCUCCGUACGUUAUGAAAAUACAACAGAAGAUGUCUCAAAGAAGAACAAGAAGGAUAAGAAGGGUAAGAAGAACAAAGCUGGCACAAGUCCUUAUAGCAACAUGGACACCUCGUAUACUGAAUUACCAACUAUUAAUGCUAGAGAAAAGAAUAAAGCUGCUUCAUCAAUGCAGCGUAGAUUAUCUGUGCAUACACAGAAUUAUAUCCCACCAACUUUAGACUAUUCAAUGCCAUUACCGAUGUCCGCCUUGAAUGGCUUAAAGGAUGGUAAUAUGUCUGUUACAACUUUAGGCUCCGCGACGGAUCUUAACGGUAGGCCAAUGUACAGCACGGGUAAUAAUAACUCUACCAUGAGUCAUGAUUUAGCUAAACAGGCAGCUUCAACUCAGACAACAGCUAUAUCUCAAGCAUCUCGUGGAGAACCGAUUACAGACUUAUUACAAGUAUCUGUAUUGAAAAAUAUAUUAAGUGAUCCACAAUUUAAUACCAAACAAUUUGUUCAUGAACGUCUCGGUAAUGCUUCUGCGGUAGAUAUCGAUGCAUUUACAACAACACUUACUAUGCUUUCUGAUAGAGUUCAAAUAGAUGUAAAACAAAAUCUGAACAAAUCAUAUAAUGAAAUUCUUCAGGUAAAUGAUGGGUUGUAUGUUGCAUCCAACGAAUUAAAGACUCUGAGGAAAAAUUUCAAACAAUUGGCAGAUGUGGUAGAAGAAUUUGAUGCUAGUGCUAGAAAGAGACUUACACUCGAACAAGAAGCAGAAUCACAACGUAAAAACCAGUCCUUGUUACCUCCAGUAUCUGGCGUUCAAAAACAGAAAAGGGAUAGAAGCAGUGUGUUGGUUUUAGAUAAGAUAUGGAAGGAUGAAUUAGUAAAGCUGGUUGAUACUGUUGAAGGAUCUAAAAAUGUUAUAUUUGAAGGUGGGGAACGUAAUGUAGAAAGACAUAUUAUUUUGAAAAGUAAUGAUUGGGUCGAACUUAAUGUUACCACAAUGAGAUUUUUACAGAUUGUGACACUUUAUAUUUUAAAUGAUUUGAUAAUAGUUGCCUCGAGGAAUAAAAACAAUGAUCUAAUGCUGAACCAGUGCCUAGAUUUAAAAACAAUUAAUGUGAUGAAGGAACCUGACAGCAACCGUAUAUUAUUGAAACCAGAUUCAAGAAUUAAUGAAACAAAUAUUGUAAAUGGUAUUAACAUGAGAAAUGGAACGACUAAUAGAAAUAUCGGUAGUAAUGGGUUGUUAUACGAGACAAGAGAUGAAAAAGAGUGUCUUGCAGUACUUGAUGCUAUUAGGAAAGCCAAGGAUGCAUUAUGUGACAUAUUCCAAACUGAAGUGGAAAACGAGAGAAAAAUCAAAGAAUCAUUUAGAUACCUACAAUCAACACAACAGACACCAAGUGGCGAUAAAUACAACACAAGGAGUCCUGUAAAAGGCAACAGACGUAGUGUAGGUGUAUCGAUGACGCCUAAACGUAACAGUAGACAUACUUCGAUGACACCAGGGCCAAAUAUAUCUUCAACUACAGAUAAUGGGGUUGCGACUGGGAUUGCUUCCUCAACUUCAGGCGUCUCUACCAUAGUAAAUUCCUUCAUGGAUCAGAAUCUAUUACAGAGUCUAACAUUGUCUAUGCAUUCUAACUCAUUAGGAAACGAUUCAAGUUCGAUCCCAGGCCAAUUGAAAUCAUUAGACGAUAGUAUCGAGGAAGUAGAUGUACAAAUUGCUCGUCUGAAGUUUUCUGAAGCAGUUGAUUCUUUAUCGGCUAUUGAAGAUAAGAUUAAUCAAUUAUAUGCAAAUGUCAAUGGCAACCCACACAGUCGUGAAGAUAGCACAUCCGACACAUACAAAGGAGACAUCUCAAUGCUAUACAAUUUGUUAAUUCUUAAAAUCAAUCAACGGAGAGAUACUAUUGGAAAUAAGAUCACACAGUCCGUUUUAUUUGAUAGCGAAAUUUCUCAUCUACUUGGUAAUGUGAUAAUUCUUUCCAAAUUAGGCAUGAAAGAACAAAGUUUGGAUUUGUUUUUACAAAAUAGAAGCACAGUUAUCCAAAAGCUGACGUUACAAAUCGGCUCUUUUGAUAACCCUGUUAAUUAUCUAACUCAACUUGCGGUGGUACGAUUCCAAACGAUCAAGCAAACUAUAUUGAAUUUUGAAAAAGUAUUUCCUGAAUUUUCAAACAAGAAUGCCCUUGACAACAAAUUUUCAUCCAUUCUAGUAAAUUGGUGCAGCAGUGAGGUAGAUAAACAUUUCCAACUGAUAGAUAAACAAUUAUUGAAUGAUGAAAUGCUCUCGCCUGCAUCGAUAAAAUCUACUAGAAAACAAAUAGACGACCUGAAGAGCGUAGGUUUAGAUUUUGUAUACAAACUUGAUGAUUUUAUCCGAAAAAACAGUCAUAAGAUCCGCUGA